AUGUCCACCUCAACUUCAACUUCUCAGAUUGACGCCGGUUCGUUCCCAACACCGUCUUCAUUGGUGAUAUCAAAUAUCUCCACUCUCGUACCCAUAAAGUUGGACAACACAAACUAUCUGCUAUGGAAAUCACUAUUUGAGCCCAUACUUAUAGGGCAUCGUCUCAUGUUUUUCAUCGAUGGAUCCGAACCGGCUCCAAGCACUGAUGAUCCUAUGUUCAAGACCUGGUAUGAACACGAUCAGAUGCUACUAUCCUGGAUUCAAGCUACUCUGUCCACAUUAGCUCUGCCCUACAUGGUUGGUGUGAAAUCGUCCAAGGAAGCGUGGGAUAUUCUGGAACGUCGUUAUGCCUCGUCCACCCUCAUGCACGUCAUUUCCCUUCUCAAACAACAUCAUCAUUUGAAAAAGGGAUCUCUCACCAUGCACAACUACCUCCAACAAGUCAAAGCUAUUAGUGAUCAAGUCACAGGAUGUGGUGCACCCGUAUCUGAUGACGAAUUGUAG
Molecule: messenger RNA, 504 nt
Organism: Nelumbo nucifera (sacred lotus)
Lineage: Eukaryota; Viridiplantae; Streptophyta; Magnoliopsida; Proteales; Nelumbonaceae
Source: RefSeq, a predicted model, not a curated record